Molecule: messenger RNA, 3025 nt
Organism: Chrysemys picta bellii (western painted turtle)
Lineage: Eukaryota; Metazoa; Chordata; Testudines; Emydidae
Gene: GNAZ
Product: G protein subunit alpha z
Biological process (GO): adenylate cyclase-modulating G protein-coupled receptor signaling pathway
Cellular component (GO): heterotrimeric G-protein complex
Molecular function (GO): GTPase activity; G-protein beta/gamma-subunit complex binding; G protein-coupled receptor binding
Source: RefSeq, a predicted model, not a curated record
ACAGGAAUGUGCUACUGUUUAUUCACAGGAAAGGGGAGUGCCAUGAGAUCUACUGAGGAGACUGUCUGUCUGUGGUUGCAUUUCUACAUUUGUUUGCACCCCUGCUGGGACUGAACUAGUUGGUACAGGCCUAUUGGCCCAUCAGGUAUUGGAUAGUGAUUUUUUUCCCACAGGGUGCACCUGGCACGAGAAUUGAAAGAUAUUGCAGCUCUUGCUCAGAGACGGAGAGAGAGAGUGAAUCUCCAGUUCUCCUCUUCUGUUACUGUCUGCUAUACCAUGGGAUGUAGGCAAAGCUCUGAGGAGAAAGAGGCAGCGCGGCGGUCCCGGAGGAUUGACCGCCACCUGCGCUCUGAGAGUCAGCGACAACGACGUGAGAUCAAGCUCCUACUCCUAGGUACAAGCAACUCUGGCAAGAGUACUAUUGUCAAGCAAAUGAAAAUCAUUCACAGUGGUGGCUUUAACUUGGAGGCUUGCAAGGAAUACAAACCUCUGAUUAUCUAUAAUGCCAUUGACUCCCUCACACGCAUCAUUCGUGCUCUAGCCACCCUUAAGAUAGAGUUCCACAAUCCUGACAGGGCCUAUGAUGCUGUGCAGCUUUUUGCCCUGACUGGCCCAGCUGAAAGCAAAGGUGAGAUUACUCCUGAGCUUCUGGGAGUCAUGAAGCGGCUCUGGGCAGACCCCGGUGUGCAGGAGUGCUUCUGCCGAUCCAAUGAAUACCACCUAGAGGAUAAUGCUGCAUACUAUUUGAAUGACCUAGAAAGGAUUGCGGCACUGGACUACAUCCCUACAGUGGAAGAUAUUCUGCGUUCUCGGGACAUGACCACAGGGAUUGUGGAAAAUAAAUUUACCUUCAAAGAGCUAACUUUCAAAAUGGUGGAUGUGGGUGGACAGAGGUCUGAGCGCAAAAAAUGGAUCCACUGCUUUGAAGGGGUUACAGCAAUAAUUUUUUGCGUGGAGCUGAGUGGAUAUGACUUGAAACUGUAUGAGGAUAACCAGACGAGUCGAAUGGCAGAGAGCCUGCGUCUCUUUGACUCCAUUUGCAACAACAACUGGUUUAUCAACACUUCCCUCAUCCUCUUUCUGAAUAAAAAAGAUCUUCUGGCAGAAAAAAUCCGGCGCAUCCCGCUAACCGUCUGUUUUCCUGAGUACAAGGGCCAAAACACUUACGAGGAGGCAGCAGUCUACAUCCAACGCCAAUUUGAGGACUUGAAUCGCAACAAGGAGACCAAGGAGAUUUACUCGCACUUCACCUGUGCCACUGAUACCAGUAAUAUCCAAUUUGUCUUUGAUGCGGUGACAGAUGUCAUCAUUCAGAACAAUCUCAAAUAUAUUGGCCUCUGCUAAAAAUCCAUGGGCCUCAAUCUGUUUUCCUGAGGUGACACAAAAGGGGCUUACCACCUCCAUUUGUGGUGGAAACAAUGGGGCAGUACUUCGAAGCCCAAGGAGAGGAAGGGGGAAAGCUGAAUUAUGUUCACAGCCCCCCCACAUCCCUCUUAUCCUCGCCACAAACAUUUUUUCAAAAAUACAUGUUUUGCAGGGUGCAAAGGCUCCAAAAAAAAGUUGAAGUGUAACUGUGUGGAAAUGUUAUCACCACAAUCAGCGCUGGCUCAUUCUGUUUGUUUCAUUUCAUUUUCCUCAAAUGGCAGAGCUACCAUAGUCUAUGUAAGAAAUAAUAUUUCAUUCAACUGUCCUAAGAACCAUUUUACUGCGAGGAAGAUGCAGAGCUGUUGAAUGGGAGAUGGGCCUGCCUUGCAGUUUUUUUUUCUAGGAGAAAAGCUAGUUCCAAUCUAAAGGCAACAGAACAGGAGAAUUUCAGUAAAGCCUUCCUUACAGCUGUACAGAAGGAACACGUAUCCAUCAUACUGGCACGCACACACACAUACAGUAUAUACACACACAUCAUGUAUAGAGAUGCACACAACUCGCAGCAUAUACUGUUUACACAUUUCUGCUCUGCUUCAUUAUGUGUCAUGGACAUCCUUCCUGUUAAAGGAAUUGUUGGUACAGAACUGUUCUAUGAUUUCUAGCCUGACCUUUAGCCCUUUCUUCAAAGCUUCAAAAUAUGCAGCAAAAGUACAUGAAUGAAAUAAUUAAUUAAAACUAGGCCAAAUCAAGGUCAGUGUUUCUUCUACUGGUGAGGAAUUUUAUACAUCGAGAGUCUUCUUUACAUCUUUUUUUGCCAAAUCUUGUGGUGUUUCACCAAAAAAAACCAACCAACCCUGAAAGUCGAAAAAAGCGGUGUUCUUUUUUUUAACACAGACACAUACAAGAAAAUUUAAAAAAUCACAAUGUAAUUUUUUAAACUAUCGUUUUAGUGUCCGGAUUGCUGAGUGUGAAAGUUGCCAAUGGACAAUUCUGCUCCAUUGCUCCAAAGAAAUUCUGGGAAAUACAGUGAUAUUGUAACAGCCUUCCCAGGGAGCUGGAGCCAAUGAGACUGUGUAUUAUAUAGCCUCUAAAGUCUUUUUUGUUGUUUUUUAUUUAAAAAAUGUGAUGUAUUAUUAGAAGGUUAACAGAUGAGCGAUAUGAACAAUAACUAAAUGUCUUGAUAUUUGAAUUUAAUAAUUUAAAUUAUUUGCAGUUUAGUGAAAUUAAAGAAACAGAAGAGAUGCAUUCCUCAGUUCCAGGUUUCAUCUCGUACAGAAAUACUACUGGAUAUAGUACUGUUUCAGUGAAAUUAUGGCAUAUUUGAAUGUCAGACGAGCUCUGUGGGACUAUACUGGAAAAUCUCACAUGGAUCAAAUGGGCCUAAAUCUCUGGUCAUUUGAUUCUUUCCCUCCCCACUCCAUAGAAAAGACUUCUUACAGACUUCAGUGUAAAGUCAAUGUGUAAAUAUACAUUCAAGAAUUGUAAAGCACAUUCACACACACUAUGGAAAUUCUCCUCCCUUCCUUUGUUCCCCACAUGUACCCAGAUUAGUGUGAGAAUUCUCAGCCAAGGGCUCUAAGAAAUUUAAAAGAAAAAAAGUUAAUUAAACCAUCAAAGUUAAAGGUUGUCCACAUUAAGAAAAUAAAUAAUCUGAAUGAUA